CAUUUUCCAUUUAUCAGGCCUUUUGACAUUCGUACAUUAGUUCGUUCGUUCGCAGUCGUCAGUUCAGUUCGUUGUGAAAAAGGGUUUGUGGAAGUGAAAUGUGAAUUUACGCAGCGUUUAAACAACAUAAAUUGUGAAAAAUCAAGAAUAAUUUCAGCGGAAACUGAAUCCAACUGUGUGACAAAAACGUGUGAUGGAAUAAUUAGCUAAAAGAUUAAUAUUCUAAUCAACAACUAUUCUAAAAAACACAUUUUUUUUGACAAAUUCAAAGAAAAAUAAAUAAAUACGAAAUUUAUUUCCUCAGUUCGUGUGAAAAUGUUAAAACCCAAUUGCAAAAAGCAUAAAUAUUUUUCUCAAAAGCAAAAAAUUUCUAAGAUUUUUUGAGUUUUGGUUUUUUUUCAAAUCCUCCGUUAACUAAAACGUUCCACAACCUUACAUGAAGUGCAUAGAUUUCAAAGGUGCUUUGUAAACGCGAUGUUUUGAAGUUGAAGUUAAAAAAAGUCAACUAACGAAUGUGUUCCACUGCUUGAAAAUACAUAUAAAAAAAUAUAUAUAAAUAUAAGUAAAUCACAUGGAUAUGAAUACUUUAAAAGUACGCAGAUUUGUUAUAAUUUAAUAUUAAAAAAAAUAUAUAUAAUAUUUAUGAGUGAAAAUGUGUCCAAUAACGAGAAUAGAAUAAUAGAAGUCGAGUAGUGCCAGCUAGUCGUGUACAAGCAGUUACCGCUGAGCGCGACCUCAACAGCAACACUAAUCAAACUGACAACAAUUGCAAAUACUGAAUAGAACUGACAAACAAACUAUUAGGAAAAUCACAAAACCGGAGCAUUUGUGAAAUUCACAAGAGCGCGUUGUGUAUUAAACAGUCCAGUUGGUUGAUGUAAAUUUAACAGUGUACAACAAAUUCGAAACUGUGACAAGCAGUAGAAAAUAAAUAAUCGCAGCCGCAACAGACCCUAGCAACAGUAAAAGAAAGAAAACAAGAAAAAUCGAUAAAAAAACUGUGUGUUUUGCAUAUUCAAGCAGAAGAUUCAAAAAUAAAAAUAUAAAAAUAUAUAUAAAUAUAAAUAAAUAACGCAUAGAAUUUAAUAGUAAUUAAGUCGUAAUAUUAAGUGAAAAUAGGUGAAUUAAACAAAACAAAACAAAAAACUUAACUUGAAGUAAUUAUAUUAAGCAACCAACCAACUUAAACUAAACCUAAAAAACCCUUUGAAGUAGUAAAACAAAAAACCAAAUCGACAAGAUUUCUACAUUUGAAUACGGUUAUUUGGCAAACAAAACAUUCGUCCUGGAUUAUCUGCUAAAGACAUUGCGCACCUUGAAAAACCCGAUUAUGGCCGAGAAUCAGACCGCCACGGAAGAUUCCGGUCAGCAAUCGCAACAUCAGCAGCAAGGACAGCAGCAACAACAACAGCCGCAGUCGCCGCAACAAGAACAGCCACCUCCCUCAGCACUCGCAUCGCCUACAACACCGCCACAAGAGAAUAAUUCCGCUUCAUCGCCCGAAGACACCCAAACCGUGGUCACAGCCAACACCAACCAUCAUUCGCACAAUCACAACCUCCGCAAUCAGCAACAUCAGCAACAUACAAAUCAAGUGCAUCCCGAGCAAGGGCACUCGCUUACCAUAAUGGAUCACCAUCAAUUUACUGAUAUGUUCAAAAGUAGCACUAUCGCUGCACAGCGUCGUAACACAAUACAGUCUCACGCUCCCAUACGUGCCGCCAGCACCACAUCGAUUAAGAAGCCACCUCUGACUAAAAUGACAUCGCUAACAAAUGCAAAUACCGGCAGCGGCGGCGGUGGUGUGGCGAAAUCCAGCAACUCGUCGGACAAACAUCACCAUCAUCAUCAUCCACAGAGCGCCCAUCAUUCGUCGCUGCAUCAUCAUAAUGUGAACAGCAGCAUGAAUCAUCAUCACCAUUCAGCUUCAACGGGUGGUAGUGUUGGUGGUGGUGGCGGCACCACUAAUGCGGUGCAUCGUCGUACCAGUGAGAGUUUGCGUCUGAACGCCGCUGUCAGUGGUGGCGGCAAUAAUGGCGGCGGCGGUGGUGGCACUAGCUCGAUCGCUAAUUCGUCCAAUACGAAUCUUUCGAAUGCGACCAGCAACAGCAGCAUUCAUUCGAAUGUCACCAAUAAUAGUUCCAGCUCGAGCACUUCGGUUGCACCACAGUCAACAGCUACUACGGCUUCGACAUCGACGAAAGUCACAUCGCCAAACAACAAUGGUGGUGGCAGUAGUUCGGCCAGCACCAAUACGAGCCGCAGUCAUCACAGUCAUGGGCAUAUUGGUGGUGGUGGUGGUGGUGGUGGAAAUGGCGCUCAACACCAUACUGCCGCUUCACAGCCAAGCAAAAAACCAAAGACGACCUCAUCUUUUCAGAUUACUUCCGUUACUGUGGGACAUCCCAAGGUGAAUUCCGAUAAUGGCGAUGAGUCGGCUGAUGACUUGGAUGAAUCGCAUACAGAUGAAUCUCAUAGUCGUGUUACCGAUCUCGAAAAUGAGACGCCAUCAAUGUCAGAAGAUACAUUCUCCAAAGAGGAAGUGUAUUUCUCUAAUAAUGCGUUGAGCACUACAGCACCGGUGAUACCGACCAGUUCACAGUAUGGACUUGUGGUGGUAGAUCCCAUAGGACCGUCUAUCGGACAGACUAUACAGAAUGUACAGGUCAACGUGUCGGAUAACAUUAUAAAUGUGGUGAGUGCUGCUGUAACGCCAGGCGGUAGCAAGAAGAAGGAAGACAUCAAGGAGACGCAGCAUCGUAGCGAACGUUUCAAGGUGGUUAAGAUCGAGUCGACUGAGCCAUUCCGUCGCGGACGUUGGAUGUGCAUGGACUAUCUCGAUCACUCAACUGUAGGCACCGGCGGUAAGGAGGGCGGCGGUGGCAACAAUAAUGAAAAGACUGUUUCCUCCGAAUCGGGUAGCGGCGGCAGCAGCGAACCGGCAAAGACUACACAAAGUAUGAUAAUUGGUACGGGCACUGCACAGCUACUCGAGAAUCAUGUGGAUGCGGUUGGAAAUAGUUUGCAACUUACUACUGGUGGCGGAACUGUGGCCAAUGCUGCGAAUGAUGAUAACUGGAACUUCGGUGAAGGCGAUGGCAGCGUAAGCUCACCAGCUCAACAGUUGCAUCAGCAAAUGUCUGCACCUACUGGUAUUGCCACAGCACCAGCUACGGUUGUGCAUGGCAUGCAACACUUUGUGACUGAAACGGCCAGCAUGCAGCAGGGUCACACCCAGCAACAACAACAGCAGCAGCAGCAACAACAGUCACAACAAGUAUAUGCUGAUAACGCGAACGCCAAUAAUACAGGUGUCGGUGGCACCACACAGGAUGUCGUUCACGGCCAAACAUUGCCGAUGGAUUAUGCAACAGUAGUCGCACAGCAAUUGCAACAAUCGUUGCAGCAACUAAAGAAACAGGAGGAGGCGAUUGCCGCUUCAGAGGAAGCCGGCACGGUUUAUGUGCCACCACAGCAACAACAGCAGCAACAGCCACAACAACAGCAGCCACAGACGCUUCCUAGCAAUUUACAGUUUCAAAAUGGCAGCGUUGUCAUGUGUGAGAAUAAUAAUGGCGCUGUGAGUAUGCAACAGGUUGAAAAUCAGCAACAACAACAACAAGCAAUGCCAACAACUUAUGCAGCACAACAGCAAAGUGGCGGCUACAGUCAGCAGCAACAGCAACAAAACUUCCAACCCGCUGUUGCACAACAACAACAGCAGCAACAACACCACCAACAACAGCAACAGCAUCAACAUCAGCCUUCUCCUCCGCAAAUGAUGGCCAACGACGCCAUAAAUAUCCAACUGCAGCAACAACAAGCAUCGCAACAGCAGCAGCAGCAGCAACAACAACAACAAAAAAAUCAAUCGGCUUCCGCACCAACAACACAAAUGGAUGGUGCCGCCACACAACCACAACAAUACCAGUUCCAGUCACAAUCGCAACCACAGUCGCAGCAACAGCAACAAACACAUCCACCACAGUAUCAACACCAGCAAUCGGCACCAGCUGGCCAAACGAUGCCCAUCGUUACACAAUUGACAAACUAUGAAUUGCAGCAGCAACAGUCCGCCGGUCAGCAACACCAACAACAACAACAGUUGCCACAACAAAUGCAGCAAAGUGCGCCGCCAACUAUAGCGGAUCCUAAGAUCCUUGCGGCCACAAUACAGGCUCAUCAAGAGCAGCAACAACAGCCAGUAACGCUUGACAAUGUGCAAAUAACGAAUCCAACAACAAUCGCGAAUAUGCAAAACGAAACAUUGCAGUUGCAGCAACAGCAACAAAUUCAUAGUGCUAAUAAUAUGAAUAACGCUAGUGCCAAUACUAACAAUAAUAAUAACAACAACAAUAGCAGCAAUAUCGUUGCAACUGUGACCGGCGAGGAACAGUCACAGGUACAACAACCGACUUCGCAGCCACAACAACAACAACAGCAACAGCAGCAAGUAACACAACAAUUGCAACAGCUACCACAACAACAACAGCAACAGCAGCAGCCACAACAAACACAAGCGAAUGCAGAAACAGAGACUGAUAGCAUAUCGAGUCUCUCGCAGGCCAUGUACCACGGUAGUAACCGUAAGCGUGCCUUCAGCACACCGCACAUCACACCCGCCAUCUCCACAUUACUCAAUAUGUCGAGUAGUGAUCGUGGUGUCUUCCUGCUGAAUAACAGCAACGGCAGUAAUAUCAAUAUCAACUAUAAUAACAAUAAUAUACCGGCCGAUCAGCUUGUUUACUACAUGAAAACGGCAUCACCACACGAACUGGAGAACGGCAGAGUGUCGGGGCCGUGGAUACAAGGUCGCUCCGACACCAAUUUGUAUACGAAUCUAGCGCUAGGGCAUAAUCGUUACAAAUUCUUGCCAAACAACUCACCGAAUUACAAUGCCGUCGAAGAUGAGGAUGCGGACGAAGAUGAAGCCAUCGAUCAAUUCUCACCCACCAUUUACCCAACCAGCCGUUCCAUUCCUAUACCGAUCAGUAGCAAUCACAGUCCACAGCAUUUGUCUAGCGGCCAACAAACACCACAACUGCCAACAUCACCUACACACGUUGCGCAUAGCGCCAGCCCAACCACCAGCGGAUAUCCUUACUCGCCCUUCUACGGCAGCUCACCCGACUCCCAGACGACUUUUGGUGGCGGUGGCGGUGGCGUUGGCGGCGCACAGACGCCCAUUAGAAUGGCCUACAGCUACGAUCAGGCGGUGGGUGCGAACUUCAAACGCGUGCCCAACGUGGCACACCAAACCGCACAACAACAGCAGCAACAGCCACAACACACCGUUGGACGUAUGGUGCCGCGUGCUUUGUCGCUGGAUGCGACGGGUCGCAAUGCCGCUGCGGCGGCGGCUGUGAUGUUCGCCACCUCGCCGACCACAUCAGUGAACAGGUAAGUCAUGGAACUAUGAGCAUUUUCAUACUAUUUUUAUUACGUUAUAAACUGCGGCAGAGUGUAAGUAAUGACAAAGUAAAUAGUGAUAAGCAAUUUUAAAAGGAUGCCACGAGGAAGAGGAGAAGAAAUUGAGUGGGUAAUCUUCGCGUAAAGUAGUCCAAUUUGAAAUUCCAUUUGCGUUGAUGGCCCCUCAGAGAUGCUUAGUUCUGUUUAAUGACUUCUUUUGAGCUAUAUGAGUAUCGCUUGAAGCAAAUAUUAUCCAAAAUUAUAUGUCUAAAAUGGGUUUCAGAUUCUUACAUUCUGUUCAAUGUUAAUUAUAGUCUAAUUUACAUAACAUUGAAGCUAAAUCGACUGAUUUUCAAGUUAAACAGUAGCACCUUAAUACCUCCAUCUUAUCACCAACCCUCGUAAAUUGAGCUACUUUUAAAUGACAAUACUCGUCCAUGCCCCAAAUGACGUCAUUAAUGCAUUAAAUCAACGCUAAUCUCAACUAAAUUGGUUUUAUUGUGUUUUUAAUGAGUUAUUUUUAUUUAAAAGUAUAAAUUUAGAAAUUCGCUCACUCAUUUGAAAAAAAAAACAAGUCACACGUGUUUUGAUUUAUUACCGCAUGCAUAAUCCGGUUUUAUAUUUUAUAUUCAUUUCUUAAACGCUUAAUUAUUAGUUGAAAGUCACAUAAAAAUAAGAAAUAACAUCAGCUAUUGUAUUUACAGCGCGGCAUUUAUUAGAGCUAAAUCCAUAUACUAUAUGUAGCUGUGUACUCAGAUACUAAGAUUUUGCCAUAUGCAUAUAAUUAAAGUGAAUACCUACACGUAUAAUUACGUAUUAAAAGCAAAAAUUAAUUGAACACGAUUUCAUACAAGAAGCCAGCGCGAGAACAUCGAAAUGGAAUUAAUAUUUGUUUAGUUUUUUCGUCGUUAUUCCAUCUUUUGUAUCUGGUGGCAUGCAUCCCGCUCUAAUUUCCAGUUUGAGUCGGUUGAAAUGUUGCGCAGAAUCACUGUGUUGAGUGGAGCUACUGCGUCACGAAGUCUGCAUGUCAAGGUCGGUUAGAUGAGUGUUAGUUAUGAGCGUUGCAGCAGUCACUAUCUACUCAGAGACACUCUGCAGUUAUUCUCAUAAAUUUAUAAGUAAAUUUUAUCAGAUUUUGAAACAUUUAUUCUUUCCUUUUGAGAAGCCCAAGUCGAUACAACACGAAGUCUAUACGUCAAUAAUUCUCAAAAAUUUUCUGAUCCAUGAGAAACUUAACUUAAGGUAAGGUUCAUUCUCGAUACAUUCUCCAUUCAACGAAGCAGACCUCACAUCAAUGAAUUUCCCUGCUGUAGAGAUCGUCAAUACCUCAAUAUGAUAUUUUCCAUAUUAAACAAUUUCAUCUACUCAAUUUCAUUUCAUUUCAUUUUAAUAUUUUUAUUUUCCAAACCUUCCAUAUCCAUUAAAGCCCCGCUUUAGUCGAUUUAUUAACGUCCAAAGUGUCAUAUUUUAUUAAUUGUAAACCAAACGUGUUCACGAUUUUUUUACGCCGCCUUCCAAAACGGCGACUAUGCAACUACCGCGCGCCGCUCCACGCCACAACUCGCCGAUUAUAUGAAUUAAUGCGCUCAGCACUGUUUACUUCAUUAGCUAAUCAAUGGUUGCCUCUGCUUAGUAUUUGCGCGUCGAAGUAAACAAAAUGAUUUAUUAAUCUUCAGCGCUCCAUUCGCCUCCAAUAUGGGUGUGUAUGCUUACAGCUUUACAUAAAUUAUACAUAAUUUACAUUGCAAAAUGACUACUCCCUGCUCACGGCGUAAAUUAUAGGUACUUUUUACGGUUCGUAAAUUUGAAAAAAAAAAACUUUUAGCGAAUUAAGCACAAAAUUUGCAUGCAAUCGAUGAAUUAAUGCCAAACGCUAAGUUGUUGCUAACCUCGUGCAAAUUUUUCUGAUCGAAAUUUGUGUGAAUAAACAAAUAUUUUAUAAUUCAUUAUUUGUCUAUAAUUUUCAUAUGAAUCAAAGUUUUUAGUAUGCAAUUUUGACCAAGUUUCAUGUUGUCCAAUAUUAGCGAUAAUCCAAAUCUGGUGCCUCAAUAAGGAGCAUGACAUCAGAUCAUAAAGCAAAUUGAAUUUUCAUGCAAAUUUGAGAUUAAAUCUUUAGUAUUUAAUCCUGGAAUGAAAAUGUCAUAUAUGUAAGAAUCGGUUCCUCAGAUCAUUUUUAAUUUAUUCAAUAAUUCUCACACAUCCAUUAUGUAUGGUACAUGAUUAUACUUUAGACGACACCGCAAAAGCGCAUCGGUUACUAUGUAGUUGUAUCCCUCUUUCGGUCUCAUAUAUCGAUCCUUCAUGGCACUUCAAGAAGAGUCGAACGGUUUCCAGAUGUAUCGCAUACUUAGUUUCAUAAAAUCGAUCCUUUAUCGCACUUCAGAAACACUCUAACGGUCUCUUAAACCCUCGUUGAGUUUCAUAAAAUCAAUCCUUCGUUGCACUUCAGAAACAGUCUAACGGUUUCUAGUUUGAUCCCUCUUUCGGUCUGAUAAAUCGAUCCUACAUCGCAUUUUAGAAACGAUCUAACGGUUUCUCGAUGUAUCCCUUGCCAAGUUCGAUAAAAUUGAUCCUUUGUCGCACUUCAGAAACAAUCUAACGGUUUCUGUAACCCUCGUUGAGUUUCAAUCUAAUGGUUUCUAGUUUGAUCCCUCUUUCGGUCUGAUAAAUCGAUCCUACAUCGCAUUUUAGAAACGAUCUAACGGUUUCUCGAUGUAUCCCUUGCCAAGUUCGAUAAAAUCGCUCCCUCGUCACACUUCAGAAACAAUCUAACGGUUUCUGUAAUCCUCGUUGAGUUUCAAUCUAAUGGUUUCUAGUUUGAUCCCUCUUUCGGUCUCAUAAAUCGAUUCUACAUCACAUUUUAGAAACGAUCUAACGGUUUCUCGAUGUAUCCAUUGCCAAGUUCCAUAAAAUCGAUCCUUCGUCGCACUUCAGAAACAAUCUAACGGUUCCUAGAUGCAUCCCUCACUUGAUCUCAUAAAAUCGAUCCUUCUUGGAACCCUAGAAACAAUUUGAAGUAAUGAAUCGCAUUUUCGAGGUUAUCUUCGACGAUUUGGUAACUCGAUUAACGAGUAAAAGGUCAAACAAAAUAACUGAUUACCGUUAUGAAAGAAACCCAACAUCAUAUUAAAUAAUUAACGAACUUUAAUGUGUAAAUAAUGACGCACAUCGCCUUCGAACAUUAAAAUUAAAACAGUUUUUCAUGCCAUAAUCAACACACGCUUUUGGCGACAACAUGCGAUUUUACUCAUAAGUCAACGUGCGAUCAGACUUUUAAUUUGCUUUAUGACUCAAUGCAAAUGAUUUGUGUAUACUUCAAGCAUACAUACUCGUAAAUUACAUAUGUACACAUAAAUAAAUAUUUAUUUACACUAAAACAAAAACGAAUAUGUGUGAGUAUUACGCAAAUAAAUACUUGAAUACUUUACAUCAUCAGCAGAGCGAGUGUUGAAAGAAAGAUGGCACUGAUGAUAAGCCUGAGGUUAACUGAGGGACCAGCACUUGAAGACGUAAAUUACUUACGUGCUUGUUGGAGUCGAGUGUGACGCCUAAUCUAAUUUAAAAGCGGAAAUAAAAAUUUGCGCCCAGAGAUUGCCUGCCUGCGCCUGCCUUUUUAUUAAAUUACUUAUAUACACACUCUUUAAGCGGCUUCAAUCAACACGCUUGUAAAUAAAAUAAAUUCCACAGCGUUGCAAAUGUAAUUGCCUGUCAAGGCGUAAGUCAAGUGGUUGACAGCAGGUGGUGGGCAGUUGAAGUUAUGGGCGCGCAUACACUGCAAAUCGACUGUUGUAAUAACUCAACAAGGACACACCUGAUCCUUUUAAGCCGCACAAAGUGCUGCCUGUUGAUGUGUGCUUAUUUCUUAUCUCUGCGGUUGUUGCUGCUGCUGCUGCAACCACUUCAAUGCCAUGAAAGCAAUAAAUAUUGACGGCGAUGUAAACUAAAUAAAUAAAUGGCUUUGUUGCGGUUUGCAAGAAGGCGCUAAACUUGAGAUGAUUAAAGCUACUAUUUACUACAGAAAACAAAUGACAUAAUGCCAACAUUCAUCAGCAGCAGUCAGAGUAUAUACGUAAUUGCUUUAAUAAUAUUUACUCAGUUUUGUUGUUUUCGAAAAUUCAAUAGUUUCUAGAAUACUUUCCAUAUAAAGCAAAUAAUCUGAUUCCUAAGCUGAUUCUACCUUUUAGAAACUUGUUUCCCCUCAUUCGAAUCUUUUUUUUUCAUUAAUCGAAAAUUUAAAUCUUCACUUCUUGUCCUUAUUAUUCGAAAAUGUAUUUCUUAGAUCCUCACUUUUCUCCCCCUAAUUCGAAAACAAUUCUCAUUCAGAUCAGUCUUACUUACAUUUACACUCAAAACUCGAAAAAAUCUAGUGUUCUGGUUCUAAUUUGAAAGCAAUCGGCAAACGACGAAGCAGUUGCCGAUAAUAUACGAAUCAGUCAUCAUUACUAUACAGCAUAGUAUUUAUGCAUUUGUAAUAAUAAUCAAAAAAUUUAAUAAUUUAAUAACCACAUUAUUUGCUUAGCAACUGAGCAACAGCUUACUCAACGCUUACUAAUUUACUUGAUAUUCGAUUUUAGUGCUAGUUCGCCUUGUUCUAACUGCAUAGCUCCUUCUCUCUCUCCACCGCCUUUCAAUAAUCAGCCGUUUACAGUUACAGUUCAACACUUAUCAGCUGUCUAUCACGUGUCUACUUAGUCGAUUGCUCAUAAAGCUUUAUUAAUACAUUUGUGAGCAUAUAAACGGUAUCUAUAAAUGCUGUCCUUCAGUUGUGCAGUUUGCAAUCGGUUAUUUAUUAUAUGAUUUGUAGAAAAUCACUUUGUGCUCACUUUUAGACUGGAGGAGGUUAAUAACUCGAAUAAUUUCGAUGAGAUGAAUUAUAAAGGAUCUUUCAAUAUUCUCUACGGAGUGUGCUUAGUUCAUGAAUAUGACAUAUAAGGACGUGAAAUUUAAACAUAACUGAUAAAAGCUCUAUAAUUCUAAAACAUAUUUUAAUUCCAAUUGUUGACGUCUCCUGACAGCUGUCAAUUUAAAGCUUUGAGUAUGCUUCUGAGAUAAAAAGUCUAUUUAUGGUGUAAGUCAGCUUUACAGAGGAGCUUAAAGCUUGACAUGUUUUUUUUUUUCGAACUGUCAGCUUUUUUUGACAGUUAUCAAUGCCAAAUCUUGGAGUCUUUUCAAAAUUAAAAUGCUAUUUAAGGUAUAAGACAGUCAUACAGGUGGAGCUUAAAGAUUUUUACAUGCAAAAAUAGCAUUGAAAGCUCCAGAAAUCGUCUUAAAAAGCUCUGUCUAAAAAAGCUCCAAUCAACUAUCUCUUUAUAAAUUAUUUUCUUAUGUUAUGAGUUGCUUUAAUAAAUUAAGUCGUACUAAUUUACCUCCGCAAGCGGGUUGACAUUUGCACUUUCACAAUUGCAAUGCCAUUCUUUUUUCCUUUCAAUAUUGCCACAAGCCUACAUGUUAUACAUACAAUAUGAUUACGUUUACAAUGCGCUUUUGCACUGUCAGCAAUAUUAUUAUUAUUUUCUGCAGCCUUUUCUAUUUGUUCAGCGUAGGCUUUUGUGUGAUAAGGCUCGCUUAUUUAAUUGCAAUUGCAAUUGUCUUUGUUACGGUUCGUUUGAUCGCAAUGACUCGCUGUUUGUUCUUUGUUUACAUGGCGCCAAAGUUUCUCUUAUCAUCCCAAGCUACAAGUGUAUAUUUAUAUUUCUUGCAUUUCCAAUCAGCCACUGGCGUUUUUGCGAAUACUUGUACCUAAAAAUAAAAGAAUAGAAUGCUUCGCACACUUCAUGUUUUCUGCCUGCCUGCAUUGUACGUGACUAUGUAGAAUUGCGAUUUUAGCACGUCUCCCACACAAAUACAAGGAGAACACUUCAUGCAGUGGUGCUGUAGCAUUUCAUUUGCACUAGGAGAAGGUGUCAAUUUCAAUAAACAAAAAAAAUAUAUAUAUGAAGGGUAUUAAGAGCAUUUGAUACUCCCUGGGUGCAGAAAAAACAAUAAAUUGAGGCAUUGGCGUAUUUAUUAGCGCCCUUUUUGCGCUUGUAAAUAUGUUUGAGAAGUAAUUCGAGAAGCUUACAAAAUAAAAUACACGUUCAAGUAACACCGAGAAUAUCAAAUAAGCAACCUAAUAAAAUAUAAAUCGGGGACUUACAUAUAAAGAGUUACUAAAAUGCUCCAGAUCUAAUAAUUGAAAUUCUUUUCCAACCAUUAAAUUUGCAUUUACCGUUAUUCAAAGUGUGUUCAAAAAAUAACGGGAAUUUUUAAAUUUCGAAUUUUUCAAAAGUCCAUUUGUCAAAUAUUUUUUUUUAUUUGACAGCUUCCAAAAAUAAAUAGAACCUUGAAGGCCCGUCAUUUUGACAAGCUUACGAGAAAUCGGUUUAAGAGCCAAAGGCUAUAUCAAAAAUCGAGUUUGAGAAGUGUUUUGAAAGAAGUUCUAAUGAAAGGACAACAAUUAGUGUAGAAGAUUAAAAAAUAUUUUUUUUUUCAAAAAACGAAAAUUCCCGUUAUUUUUUGAACACACCUCAUAGUCUAGUAACAACUCGAAUUUUUAAGAAUAUAUCACAAUUGAAACUAUAUUUCCGCCCCUCAUCUAUAAAAAGUGCGCUCCACUACUCUCAUUAAAAUUUUUCGGGAUUUCCCCUCCAUAACCCACAUUGUAAAAUGUACCACAGAAGCAAACCAAAUUUUUUUUAUAUUUUUUUUCUUAAAUAUUUUUAAUUUUUAUUAAAAUUCUCCAUAUACACUAUUAAUUGCAUAGCUGUUUAUGGCCAACAACUUAACAACAAGCGACGUCACACGCUUCGUUCCACAUCGUUGCAUAUGCCACAACAGCAGUGCGGCAACAGCUUCGUCCGAGAUUCGGCGGUUGAUUGUGUAACACUUUUAAAUAGCCAAACAGCUACAACAACAGCGGCAGUUUGCAGUUGUUUCCACAGCUAUUUUAACCAUUUUUUAUGGCCAUAAUUAUUACUUCAACCACACAGGUGUCACACAUACUCGUACAAGCAAAAAAGCUCAUUAAAUACUUAGACGAUUUUGUUGACUGGCUUUGCAUUGUUGUUUUUAUUGUAGAAAAUUUAAAAAAACAUAAAGUAGCCUAACAUUUUGACCAACUAUUUUGCCUACAAAAACAGCAAAAUAGCCAAAAUACCAGUGAAUUGACUUGCGCACUUUUUUGUUUGCGCUGCUCCGCGCCUGUUUGUGCUUUGACAGUUACUUCCAGGAGGCCAGCCAUUUCAAUUGUCUAACGAACAACAACACGGCAUUGUCUUUGUGCGCCUAACAUUGUUAAAGCGCGAUUUGUUUCCUAUAACCACGAAAUGCUUACACUGGCUGGCUGGUAGUCUUAUUGUUCGUGAGCCAAAGCAGCAGCGUGCAGCAGGAGGCGCAGUGUAAAAGCAAGCUUGUUAAUUCCGUCAGCCCGUUUAUCUCUCAACAAAUGGCUGUCGCGAUUACUUAUCUACAACAUUAUUUUCUGUUUGCUGCGGCAAUUAUUGUUUUUAUAUUUUGUACGAGUACGUAGCUAUCAGGUGCUGCUGCUGCUGCUGCUUGCCAUUGCAAUUGUCAUUAAUUGUGAAUUUCAAACAACUCACACUGCGCUUUGCAUCAAGCCGCGCUCGGUCGGUUUGCUCGUCGAUUGUGCAAACGUGCGCAUAUAAUUACAAUGAAUUAUUUUUAUUGCUGGCUCAAUACUGUUUUUGUGCGGGGUUUUUAUACUAUUUUCAUUUCAUAUAUAUUUUUUAUCAUUUUACGAACAUAUGUUGCUGCCAAAAGAGGCGGACAACUACAAUACUCAAAUCGUAGUCAUAAUUGAUGUUGAAAUUGCAACUACCGUUAUGUUCGAAAGGCGAUAGCUGUCAGCUUGAAUUGUAAUAUCACGAUAAUUGUUGCUUGCUGGAAAUAAUUUCGGUUAUUUUAAGGGAACUCAAAAAAUUUUUUGAGAAAAAAUAUUUUUUUUAGUUCGAAAGCUGCCUUUAUAGAGUAAACAAAUAAAAAAAAAUUUUGAUAUAAAUUAUUUAUGCGUGUAUUAAGGCUCCAGUAUUUCGUGUAAUAUAUUCCUCUAUUCCUGUUAUUUCAUAUUCUAUCUCAAAUAAUAAUGGUUUAAUGAAAAUCUUGCAUGUCGGAGCUUAAUUAUAGCAAUAAUUUUUUUCUAUAUCAGGGUAUAAAGUUCAUUCACAUUUCGGGUUUUGAAGGCUAAUUCAGUAACUGAUAAAAUAAUCUAAAUCUCUGUAUACUCAAAAAAUAUUUUUUGUUAUAAAAAUAUUUCGCUUUUUCAUAUAAAAUUCAAAAGGAAGCAUAGGAAAUUAGUAAUAUGAGCGCAAUUAAUUUAAAUGCUGGCAAUAAUAAUAUCAAACAAAUUAUUUAAUAAAAAAAUUCGCAAAUUUUGUAUACUCAUAUAAU
Messenger RNA from Zeugodacus cucurbitae (melon fly), 13794 nucleotides. Its product is annotated as protein bunched, class 2/F/G isoform. NCBI's taxonomy places the organism in Eukaryota, Metazoa, Arthropoda, Insecta, Diptera, Tephritidae. Gene Ontology annotation, biological process: regulation of transcription by RNA polymerase II. The record is from RefSeq and is a predicted model, not a curated record. The transcript is spliced from 5 exons. The coding region runs from base 1331 to 5404 and encodes 1357 amino acids.